UCUUUCCGCCGCCGUGAGCUUCGGGAGGUGCAGAGCUCUCUCUCGGGUGUUUCCGCCUUCCUCGAGCGGUGUUGUCCGGGCAACGCGGGCGGCGCGGCGGCUUGGCGGUGGUCUGAAAGGAACAAGGAAAAAGAGACUAAAUUAACUGGUUUGAUUUAAAUGUUAAUUGGAAGCCAGGCGUGGAGGCACAUGCCUUUAAUCCCAGGACUCAGGAGGCUGAGCAGGUUCGUGUGUCACCAUGGCCCUCUAUUAUGACUAUCAAAUCAAAGCUGCGGAUACAACCAGCUCUCCCACUCACUUUGCUUGGCACCCUGUUUAUCCCUUCCUGGCAGUUGCUUCUGUAAGCCCGUCUUCUGGAUGCAGCGUGGCCAUCUACCUGGAACAAGGAGAAGCUGUGCCUGAGACCCACAUUGAGAGGUCCUUCCAGGUCACUUCCCUAUGCUGGCACCCAACACGGCUGGUCCUGGCUAUUGGCUGGGAGACGGGAGAAGUAAUAAUGUUUAACAAGCAGGACAAGGAGCAGCACACGAUGCCCCUGACACACACUGCUGACAUCGCCAUCCUCAGCUGGAGCACCAGUGGGAGCUGCCUGGUGUCUGGAGACAGGCUUGGAGUCCUGCUCCUAUGGAGGUUGGACCAACGAGGCCGUGUGCAGGGAACACCUCUCUUGAAACACGAGUAUGGGAAACACCUCACCCACUGCAUCUUCCGGCUUCCCCCUCCUGGAGAAGAUCUGGUGCAGUUGGCAAAGGCGGCAGUGAGUGGGGAUGAGAAAGCCCUGGACAUGUUUAACUGGAGGAAAAGCAGCUCUGGGAGCUUCCUGAAGACAGGGUCUCAAGAAGGACUAUCAUUCUUUGUCAGUCUGGUGGAUGGGACAGUGCACUAUGUGAAUGAAAAAGGCAAGACCGCCCAGGUGGCAUCCGCAGACAGCUCCAUCCAGACUCUGUUCUACAUUGAGAAGAGAGAGGCACUGGUGGUGGUCACAGAGAACCUGCUGCUGUCCCUGCAUCUGGUGGCCCCUGGGGGGGGAGCUGAAGAAGUGAUGAAGGUAAAGCUGAGUGGGAAAACGGGUCGCCGGGCAGACAUUGCUUUGAUUGAGGACUGCCUUCUUGUGACAGCGAUAGGAGAAGCCGUACUCAGAUUUUGGGACCUGGAACGAGGAGAGAAUUAUAUACUGAGUCCUCAGGAGAAGUUUGGCUUUGAAAAAGGAGAGAAUAUAAACUGUGUUUGUUUCUGUAAAGCCAAAGGUCUCCUAGCAGCUGGUACCAGUAAAGGGCGAGUAGCCAUGUGGAAAAGAGUGCCAGGUUCCCCAAGCAACCAGUGGGUGGAGGGCAAGGACACGUGGGCUCUUCAAACACCUACCGAGCUUGAAGGAAACAUCACACAAAUACAGUGGGGCUCCAGGAAGAACCUCUUGGCAGUGCGCAGCAUCAACUCGGUGUCCAUCCUCAGUGAGCAAGCCAUGUCAUCGCACUUGUACCAGCAGGUGGCCGCUGUGCAGAUCUCUCCGAGCUUAGUCAAUGUGUCCUUCCUGUCCACGGGGGGUACACACAGCCUGCGCACAGACAUGCACAUCAGUGGAGUGUUCGUCACCAAGGAUGCUGUGGCUGUCUGGAAUGGAAAGCAGGUGGCGAUCUUUGAGCCUUCAGGAUCCAUCUUAAGGAAUGCAGGAACCUUCCUGUGUGAAUCCCCAGUGUUAGCAAUGCACGAGGAAAGUGUUUACACAGUGGAGCCAAACCGAGUUCAGGUUCGGACCUGGCAGGGGACUGUCAAACAACUCCUGCUGUUCUCGGAGACCGAAGGGAGCCCCUGUUUCUUGGACAUCUGUGGGACUUUCCUGGUUGUAGGGACAGAUUUGGCUCACUUUAAAAGCUUUGAUCUUUCCCGAAGGGAGGCGAAGGUGCACUGCAACUGCAAGAACUUAGCCGAAUUGGUCCCUGGGGUGGGCGGCAUUGCUUCUCUCAGGUGCAACGCCAACGGGAACAAGAUCAGCAUCCUCCUCAGCAAGGCUGACAAUAGCCCUGAUUCCAGAAUCUGCUUCUUUGAUGUUGAAAUGGAUACAGCGACCAUCUUAGACUUCAAGACUGGGCAGAUUGAUCAGAUGGAAACACUGCACUCUAAUAACCAAGAGACUAAGAACCACAUAUUUGUGGAUGAGAGACUGACAAAUUAUAUUCCUGUGGGCCAUUUCUGGGAUCAGAGCGAGCCCAGGCUCUUCGUGUGUGAGGCCUUGCUGGUGGUGCCGGGAGCCCAGCCACAAGCUGUAGACAAGCAGCCCUACGUGGAGGACAGCGCCUGCCACACGGAAGAUAUUUUGAUCCUGUCGUUCUUCGCUUCAGAAGAGCAUGGCUUCCUGCUUUACGACUGCUUCCCCCAGCCGCCUGCCUGCCAGACUCUGCUGGGGAUGGAAGUGCCUCAUUACUACUUCACAAAAAAGCCUGGAGAAACAAACAAGGAAGACAGGGGAGAUUCUGGGCAUCAGCACAUCCCUCAGAUGGUGGCCAAGAAACCCCUGCGAGACUUUGUGGGGCUGGAGGACUGCGACAAGCCCACUCGGGAUGCCAUGCUUGACUUCAGCUAUUUCGUCACUGCCGGAGACAUGGAUGAGGCUUUCAAGUCCAUCAAACUCAUCAAGAGCAAGACCGUUUGGGAGAACAUGGCACGCAUGUGUGUGAAGACCCAGCGGCUGGACGUCGCCAAGGUGUGCCUAGGAAACAUGGGUCAUGCUCGUGGAGCCCGAGCACUGCGAGAGGCCGAACGGGAGCCCGAGCUGGAGGCCAGAGUGGCCAUGCUGGCCAUCCAGCUAGGCAUGCUGGAGGAUGCUGAGCAGCUGUACAAGAAGUGCAAGCGCUAUGACCUGCUGAACAAGUUCUACCAGGCUUCAAACCAGUGGCAGAAGGCUAUAGAAAUGGCUGAGCUCCAUGACCGUGUCCAUCUGCGCACCACUUACUACAAUUAUGCCAAGCACUUGGAGGCCAGCGCUGACUGCGGCCUGGCCCUCAGCUACUACGAGAAAUCAGACACCCACCGCUUCGAGGUGCCCAGGAUGCUCUCAGAAGACCCAGUGUCCCUGGAACCUUAUGUCAAUAGGAUGAAAGACAAGACCCUGUGGAGGUGGUGGGCCCAGUACCUGGAGAGUCAGGCAGAGAUGGACACAGCACUGCACUACUACGAGCUGGCACAGGACUACCUCUCUGUGGUCCGCGUUCACUGCUUCCAGGGCAACAUGCAGAAGGCUGCUGAAAUAGCCAACGAGACUGGAAACUGGGCCGCAUCCUACCACCUUGCCCGGCAGUAUGAGAGAUGUGAGGAUGUGAGGCAGGCAGUACACUUCUACACACGGGCACAGGCCUUCAACAAUGCCAUCCGCCUGUGCAAGGAGAACGGCUUAGACGACCAGCUCAUGAACCUGGCCCUGUUGAGCUCACCAAAAGACAUGCUCGAGGCAGCCCGCUACUACGAGGAGAAGGCAGAGCAGAUGGACAGGGCUGUCAUGCUGUACCACAAGGCAGGCCACUUCUCCAAGGCUUUGGAACUGGCCUUCGCUACCCAGCAGUUUGCCGCCCUUCAGCUCAUAGCAGAGGACCUAAACGAGAAGUCCGACCCCGCCCUUCUGGCCCGCUGCUCAGACUUCUGCAUCGAGCACAAGCAGUUUGAGAAGGCUGUGGAGCUUCUGCUGGCUGCCAAGAAGUAUCACGAGGCUCUGCAGCUGUGCCUGGACCAGAACAUGACCAUCACUGAGGAGAUGGCGGAGAAAAUGACUGUGUCCAAGGACUCCAAGGACCUGUCUGAGGAGUCUCGGCGGGAGCUGCUAGAGCAGAUUGCCAACUGCUGCAUGCGCCAGGGCAACUACCACCUGGCCACCAAGAAGUAUACCCAGGCCGGGGACAAGCUGAAGGCCAUGAGAGCACUGCUCAAGUCAGGAGACACGGAGAAAAUUGUGUUCUUCGCGGGUGUCUCGAGGCAGAAAGAAAUCUACAUCAUGGCGGCCAACUACCUGCAAUCCCUGGACUGGCGGAAGGAGCCGGAGAUCAUGAAAAACAUUAUCAGCUUCUACACCAAGGGGCGGGCCCUGGACCUCCUGGCUGGCUUCUAUGAUGCCUGUGCCCAGGUGGAGAUUGAUGAAUACCAGAAUUAUGACAAGGCCCACGGGGCACUGACUGAGGCCUACAAGUGCCUGUCCAAAGCCAAGGCCAAGAGUCCCCUGGACCAGGAGGCGAAGCUGGCUCAGCUUCAGAGCAAGAUGACUCUGGUGAAGAGGUUCAUUCAGGCCCGCAGGACCUACACAGAAGACCCCAAGGAGUCCAUCAGGCAAUGUGAGCUGCUCCUGGAGGAGCCAGACUUGGACAGCACCAUCCGCAUCGGAGACGUCUAUGGCUUCCUGGUGGAGCAUCACGUGCAGAUGGAGGAGUAUCAAAUGGCCUACAGGUAUCUCGAGGAGAUGCGGAAGAGACUGCCUUCUGCCAACAUGUCCUACUACGUGGACCAGCGCACUGUGGAUGCCGUGCACCAGGGCCUGGGCCUCCCUCUGACGCGCGUCCUGCCCGAGCGGAUCCGCCACAACAGCAUGGAAGACCAGAAGGAGAUGUAUGAGGAGGUGGAGGAAGAAGUAGAAAACUAGCCCUGACGUGCCUCGGGCUCCAGCUGGCAGUGCCCUGCUGCUAGGAAAUCAUCUGCAAUCCUCUAGUUUAGGAAGGGCAGUUUUGUUAGGAAAAGCAGGAAACAACCCGUUCCUGCACAGCGGCAUGUGAGCAGGGAGCUGGCACGCGGAGCCGGCAGCCGCCGUCCAGGAGGAACUGCACUGUGCUGGGCCGGCCUCCUCUCCACAUGGAGAAGGAGGCUUCAUCAGCAUGUCUCUGGGUUCUGGAUUGUUCUUGUGGAUUUUGGGGUUAGUUGCUUUUAAAGGGAAUUAGAUUCAUCUUUCCUGUUUCCUCCCAACUACAGACCAUGGAGCCUCAGAAACUUGUAGAGCUUUGUGGCCUGGGGCUACAUUUGGUAUUCGAGGACACCUGGUACCGCUAACUAUGCUCAUAGCUACUCAAUAGUGCCCAGCAGGGCCCGGUGCUCCUGAGGCCACAGCUGAGACCAGCUCUGGUGACUGCUCUUGUGCCCACGGUGGGGACAGAGACAGCAGGCCCUACCCACCACACUCCUAUGACUGCAAUAAUAAAGUCUGUUUUCUCCGAGGCCUAGGCCCCUUCCUGCUCUGUUUCCAUGCUCCCCUCAUGAACGUCUACAGAAGUAAAGUUCCUGUCUGUCCGUCCGUCCGGUGAGACCCACAAAGGAAGACUGUGACACCUGCUUCCCUCCCUGUUUAUUCUUCUGGAGACACAGCCUGGGGGGCUCAGAGGACCAUCCGUGCUCUGCUGCCAUUGCGUCCCCAAAGGGGCACAGUGAAGGCUCAGGAGCUCUUCCUCCCUCCGGCAUGAGGCCUCUGACGUGUGGGGCAGCGCAGGCCCUCCCGUCCUCAGUUGAGCACUCAGCCUUGCCGGGCUGUGAGUAACAGCAGGGCCAGCGCUGGCGGAGGCUUCCUUCACACAGACCUGGCUGCCGCACACGCCGAUACCGCGCGCUCCUCGGGGUCUUUCUCCCUCUUUCCACUGGGGGCGGCCCAGGGCGUGGCUGCACCUCCUGUGGCGGAGGUCAGGAGCUAGGGAGGAGUCUCCCUCUGAUUCUUUCCAGAAGUAGCAGAGCCUUCACUGCCAGCUCCCUGCAGCCAUCAUCUGCAUCCUUCUCUGCCACGUCUGCCGAGUGGAGACAGAGCGGGUGAGCAACGUGCCGACCAGCCCCCUCCUCCUGCUGUUUCCCCAAGGAGCUGCCGGCUUGACCCUUGCAGACCUCACCUGGACACCCAGCAGAGAGAGCUUUACCUCCACAGUGGCAGGUGAGGGGACACCUCCACUAGGGGGAGCAGGCUGUGGGUUAGGCACACAGCCCAGCAACCCCGGUACCAACCUUGGAGGAAACCAGCAGGAACAGACAAACCCCCCUGCAGUCCAACGGACCCAUGUGAGGAAACAGCUAGGACCCCCACCUGCCACACAUAUAUGUCCCGCAAAGGCUGCAAAUGUGGCCACAAAGGAGACCCCGUAGGUGGUCACAAGGGGCUACCUGCUGCCAAAAGGUCAGAGGUGCCACUCUCCUUGGGAGGAGACGGGAGAGAGCCACAGGACCUAGAAUCACAAGCUCCUCUCUGUCCCUCGGAUAGAGCCACGUCCCGACCACACUGCCAUGAGAAAACUGCACACGGUCUCACUGACACCCCAGGAGCCACAGGGAAGCUCUGCUAGCAGAGGUCACUGCUGUGACAUUACAGCCAAACUAAGACCCCUUCUCGGGGCGGUCAGGAAGCGCUAGGGACAAAAAUCCAGAGGGGACUCUGUUGAGUGUGUCCUGCACCCAGCCCUACACUGCCCUUAAACAGUGGGGAUGAGGCUGCUCUGUCGAGAACCCCGUACACCCCCAGUGACUGAUCAGCUGAGGGCCAGGGUUCCCAUGGUCCUGAUGCCUCUCCCCUCCACAUUCCCAGAGGAGCACAACGUGAGUCUCAGGAAAGUAGGAAGCCAGGGGACCAGGAGUAGGAUGGCCUCUCAGCCCUGCUGCCAUUGGCUGCCCACUCUGUGAGGAAGGAAACGUUCAUCCUGGGGAUGCAGCGGGAAACCACCAGGGUGGUGGUUUGAUUCAGGUGUCCCCCAUGAACUUGUGUGUUGAAUGCUUGGUGCCCAGCUGAUAGCAAUUUGGGAGGUGAAGCCUUGCUGGAGGUGUAUUGGUUUUUUGGGGGAAGGCUUAGAGGUAUUUGUCUCUCCUGCUUCUGUUUUCCACCCGCUGUGGCAGAGGUGACGUCCAGCCUCUGCUUAUGCCAUGCUGUUGUCCCCUGCCUUCAAGGAACUUUCUCUCAAGACUGUAAUCCAAAAUAAAAACUUCCCUCACAUCA
Jaculus jaculus (lesser Egyptian jerboa) is the source of this 6934-nucleotide messenger RNA. It is a transcript of the gene Ift140, whose product is annotated as intraflagellar transport 140. Gene Ontology annotation, cellular component: axoneme; intraciliary transport particle A; ciliary basal body. The record is from RefSeq and is a predicted model, not a curated record. The transcript is spliced from 31 exons. NCBI's taxonomy places the organism in Eukaryota, Metazoa, Chordata, Mammalia, Rodentia, Dipodidae. The coding region runs from base 239 to 4621 and encodes 1460 amino acids. Gene Ontology annotation, molecular function: protein binding. Gene Ontology annotation, biological process: intraciliary retrograde transport.